AUUCCCCUAUCCCCUCUUUCCACAGGGUUACGUCACCAUGCUGGAUCCAUUGCAACGUAAGCUUGGCAGGCGCAUGGGGGGUCUGUUGUACUUACCAGCACUCUUGGGUGAAAUAUUCUGGUCAGCCGCCAUUCUUGCCGCUCUUGGCGGUACAUUGUCCGUGAUCAUAGACCUUGAUAUUCGUAUCUCUGUCAUUGUAUCUGCAUGUAUUGCUGUGUUGUAUACGUUGGUUGGUGGUCUGUAUUCAGUGGCUUAUACAGACGUGGUGCAACUGGCUUGUAUAUUCAUUGGACUUUGGUUGAGCAUUCCAUUCGCGUUCACUCAUCCUGCUGUAUCAGACAUCGCUACUACAGCUUACCACUCACCUAACUGGCUUGGUACUUGGGAUAUUUCGACCACUGGUCUCUGGAUCGACUCUGCUCUGCUAUUGAUAUUCGGUGGUAUUCCAUGGCAGGUCUAUUUUCAACGUGUGUUAUCAUCCGAUAGUGCUGCUCAUGCGCAAAUAUUGUCGUUUGUGGCCGCAUUUGGUUGCAUUGCUAUGUCAGCACCAUCGAUAUUGAUCGGUGCAAUUGCUGCCAGUACUGAUUGGAACGCUACAGGCUAUGGCCUUCCGGACCCAAUUACUAAAGGCGACCAAGCCAAUAUUCUGCCAAUUGUGCUUCAAUACCUCACCCCUGUAGCUGUAUCAUUCUUUGGGCUUGGCGCUGUUUCUGCUGCUGUCAUGUCAUCUGCAGACUCUAGUAUUCUAUCUGCUUCUAGUAUGUUUACUAGGAAUAUUUAUAACGUCACAUUCCGACAAAAGGCUUCAGAAAAAGAGUUGAUAUGGGUAAUGCGGUUUUCUAUCUUUGCCAUGGGGGCUAUCGCCACCGUAUUAGCACUUACAGUCGGUUCCGUAUACGCCUUGUGGUAUUUAAGCUCAGAUUUUGUAUUCGUCAUUCUGUUCCCACAGUUUUUUAGUGUGUUGUACUUGGACCCAAACACUUACGGAUCAAUCGUCGCUUUUAUUGUGGGUUUAGUGCUUCGGUUAGGUGGCGGAGAACCUGCGUUCAAUCUCAAACCAUUUAUCCCGUACCCAGGGGGAAACAACUUUCCUUAUAAAACUCUAGCAAUGGUUUCCUCGUUGGUGACUCUGCUUGUCGUGUCUUACUUUGUGCGCUAUCUAUUUGUAAGCGGGAUAUUACCUGCUAAAUACGAUUUCCUUGAAUGUAAUCUCGCAAACGGAGGACGGGGAAUAGAACGAAAGAAAACAGACGUUCCGCCAGAAGAAAUAGAAAUGGACCAUGGGGUGGCGAAUGAUAGCUUUGUUGGCGAAAAUGUUGUAAAAACUGCUUUGUAAUUUAUCCGAUUAUAAGUGUCGCAGUUUAAUUCAAACUGCCGUAUUUUUUUUGCUGACGCACUUAAUUGCUGCCUCCCGCCUGAUGUAAGUUCAGUUUUAUUUAAGUUAUCUUAUUUGUGGACUGGUAUUUUUAUUUGCAGGAAAGACAAAUUUACAAAAGCAAUUAAAAAUCAAAGUUUUAUAACUUUAUUUCAACAAAGUUGGCUUGAGUGGUAUAGGAUAUAAUAUUAAGCAAGUUUGUAAGCAAUAAAAUUGUAAGUGCAGAAAGACCAGAUAAACUAUGAACUGGGCACUUUAUAAAGUAGCGUAUGCAAAUGUUCUAUAAUUAUUGUAGUUACUGAAGAAAAAUCAACGUGUCAUGUAGCUUUUAGUUGUAAUUGAAACUGCAUAAGUGUUUAGGAAUACAUACGUUGGUAAGCAAUUAAUUUACUAAUAAAAAAAUAACUAUAUAAACUUUAGUUAUAAAUGUCACCCUUUACUUUUUACAGUUCAUCAUAAACAUUACAUUUUCGUUUUUUCUUCUGUUUCGGGCACGUAACCUUCAUUCUGUAAACCGUGCCCACUCAUUUCCAUAUCUCUUCGUGCAACUUUGUUCUCAUGUGUCUCAAUACUACGGCCGCCAUUUGCAAGAUUGCAUUUCAAGAAAUCGUAUCUCGCUGGUAUUAUACCACGGACAAAUAAAAACCGAACGAAGUAGGAA
Messenger RNA from Ciona intestinalis (vase tunicate), 2036 nucleotides. The record is from RefSeq and is a predicted model, not a curated record. Lineage: Eukaryota; Metazoa; Chordata; Ascidiacea; Phlebobranchia; Cionidae.